CCCCUACCAAUAGCACGAACGCGAAAACGUUUUAAUUUUUUAGCCAGCUGCCAUAAUUUCCAUAAUAAUUGCCUUGCGUUUGCCAUUGAAAUGGACUAAUCUAAUCAAUAACUCUCCAUGCAGUGGAACGAGCUGCUCCCACCCUCCCAAUCCCCACUCCACAGGAGGAAGCCACUGUACCCACACUGUGGUCAUAAUUAUACACGUCGCCUGCCGUCGGGCGAUGUUGUUGUUUUUGUUUGCAGUAAAAGACGUUGCCGGGGGCUCUCAUAAAGCCGUCAAACAUGGCAGGCAGGCGGACACACGGGGACCUCUCCGCACGGAAACGAAAAAUCCAAUAAAAAUCCAAAUUACGAAACAGCAGUUGAAUCCCCGCGCCAAUGUAUUUAUUUUGGUCAACCUGGGCUGCGAGAUGCUCUAUGUGAUAGAUCAGCGUCUGAAGGCGCAACAAAUCGCCAAGGACAAGUCGGUUCAAGUUAUCCACGAUGUGACUGCAGUACUGCUGGAUCCCAAGUUCAUAGACUCCCUGCUGAAUGGCUCCAAGCACAACAACGCCCAGCUCCUGACCGCCGAACACUGCAAAUUCAUGCUGAACGAUAUAGCCACCUGCUCCGUGAUGCGCAUCGACGAACAGUCCAUGGGCAAGCUGUGGAACCUGAUGACCAUGCUGUACAAGUGGCAGCUAUUUGUGUCCCGGCACCAGCACCAUUUGCUCGAGAUAACCUUCAGACACCUGGACGCCAUUAACAAGCUGUAUCCCGAUGCCAAGCGCCACAUGCUGAUUGACUUUACCAAGAACACUCUGCUGGACUUUUGGAAUGCCAGCGGGGAGGAGGCGCAGCUGUCCAUUUACAGCACCAACAAGGCCUGGCUGGAGUGCUUCAAUACGAAAAUAUCACUGCUGAUUCGUCUGGGUUUCCAGGGCAUGGACGGCAGCUUCUUCAAGGACGUGGAUCAGGAAUACUUUGGAGAUUAUGUCCAGACCAUGGGCGACAACAUGUACGUGAAGAGCGAGGAGCCGCAUCAGCAGGCAGGGCGGGAGCCCAACCGUAUAGACCAACUGGCUGCCCAGCUGAACAUCAAUCCACUGCCUGAAGGCGAGGAUCUGCAGCCGAUUAAUGCCCGCCAAUUCCAGGAGCAGUUUGAGCAGACAUUCGGCAAUGUUCUCUUCGAUGAGGGCCAAUCAGCGACAGGUUGCGAGUUUGUCCAGCUGCAGCCGGCUGGGUCAAGCACGGAAGCCCACAGCCGUGCUGGCGACUCCAUACUCAAUCAGAAUCUCAUCGACUUGUACAGCAAAAUGGCUUAGAAAUUACUUGGAAGAGAU
Messenger RNA from Drosophila guanche, 1324 nucleotides. RefSeq names its product protein OSCP1 (gene OSCP1). NCBI's taxonomy places the organism in Eukaryota, Metazoa, Arthropoda, Insecta, Diptera, Drosophilidae. The coding region runs from base 224 to 1306 and encodes 360 amino acids. The record is from RefSeq and is a predicted model, not a curated record. Gene Ontology annotation, biological process: transport. The transcript has 3 exons. Gene Ontology annotation, cellular component: cytoplasm; plasma membrane.